UCUCCCCCAGUCCUCCUCCUCGUCACAGGAGCGGCUGCACCAGCUGCCCUUCCAGCCCACCAUGGAUGAGCUGCACUUCCUGUCCAAGCACUUCGGCAGCACCGAGAGCAUCACCGACGACGACGGGGGCCGCCGCUCGCCGCAUGUUCGCCCCCGCUCCCGCAGCCUCAGCCCGGGGCGCUCACCGUCUUGCUAUGACAAUGAGAUAGUAAUGAUGAACCAUGUCUACAAGGAGCGCUUCCCCAAGGCUACAGCCCAGAUGGAGGAGCGUCUGUCAGAGUUCAUCCAGAACUUCUCCCCGGAGAGCGUGCUGCCGCUGGCUGACGGGGUCCUCAGCUUCAUCCACCACCAGAUAGCAGAGCUGUCCAGAGACUGCCUGACCAAAUCACAGGACGGACUCAUCACAACGGUGUAUUUCUUUGAGCUGCAGGAGAAUCUGGAGAAGAUGCUCAACGACGCCUAUGAGCGUUCUGAGAGCUCUGAGUUGACCUUCGUCACUGAGCUGGUCAAAAAGCUCUUCAUCAUCAUAUCUCGUCCCGCCCGGCUUCUGGAAUGUCUGGAGUUCAACCCAGAGGAGUUCUAUCACCUGCUGGAGGCAGCGGAGGACCACGCCAAGGAGGGACACCUGAUGAAGACGGACAUCCCUCGCUACAUCAUCAGCCAGCUGGGUCUGACCCGGGACCCUCUGGAGGGUGAGACACACACACAUUUAAUGAAGAUGGAUACUCCUUGUUACGCCAGGACACUCUAGAGCCCUCAACU
Messenger RNA from Oncorhynchus gorbuscha (pink salmon), 762 nucleotides. Its product is annotated as microtubule-associated serine/threonine-protein kinase 1-like. Gene Ontology annotation, biological process: protein phosphorylation. The record is from RefSeq and is a predicted model, not a curated record. Bases 62 to 751 code for a protein of 229 amino acids. Gene Ontology annotation, molecular function: protein serine/threonine kinase activity; ATP binding; magnesium ion binding. The transcript has 5 exons. Lineage: Eukaryota; Metazoa; Chordata; Actinopteri; Salmoniformes; Salmonidae.